Messenger RNA from Brassica rapa (field mustard), 1685 nucleotides. RefSeq lists its product as uncharacterized. The record is from RefSeq and is a predicted model, not a curated record. Lineage: Eukaryota; Viridiplantae; Streptophyta; Magnoliopsida; Brassicales; Brassicaceae.
AAAAGUGGACGAGAGUUGAGAUGAGCGGCGCUAGGGCGAAUAUUGAAGUUAGGGUUUUGGGUUCGGAGGAUCAAGACGCGACCAUGACCGAGGUGGGGGAGAGGGUGAGACCACCAGGAGAACCGCCAGAUGCGGGGGCGUCGUAUGCGUCUAAGGUGGUGGGCAUGAACGGAGGAGGUAUGCCGAUACCGGAGAGUUUGCUUGAUGAUGCGUUCGUGACGGAGAGGCUUCAUGUGGAGUUCCCGAAUGGAGAUGAGGGAGAGCCAUCCAUUACGAUCGAGCCGGAGGUGUUGGAAGCGAUGAAUGGGAUGUGGAAGCAGUGCAUGAUUGUCAAGGUGCUGGGGAGGAAUGUUGCGAUUGCUGCCUUGAGCAAGAAGUUACGUGAAUUGUGGAGUCCGAAGGGAGCAAUGUACGUAAUGGAUUUACCUCGUCAAUUCUUUAUGGUUCGUUUCGAGAGGGAGGAGGAGUAUUUGGCGGCGUUGUCUGGAGGACCAUGGAGGAUAUUUGGGAGUUAUCUCAUGGUGAGAGCCUGGUCGCCAGUUUUUGACCCUCUAAGAGAUGAAAUUGUUACAACUCCCGUUUGGAUCAGACUAUCAAAUAUACCAGUGAACUUUUACCACCGAUCGAUACUCAUGGGGAUUGCGAAGGGGUUGGGUACGCCGAUACGUGUGGAUCUUACGACACUGAAUUUUGAGAGAGCUCGGUUUGCAAGGAUUUGUGUGGAAGUGAAUCUUGCAAAACCUCUGAAGGGGACAGUACUAAUCAAUGGUGAAAGGUAUUUUGUCGCGUAUGAAGGCCUCUCCGAAAUCUGUUCUAAGUGUGGUAUCUACGGACACUUGGUUCAUGGAUGCCCGAAGACAAUAUCUGAAAGAGUGGCGAACUUAGCAUUGACGACGGAGAGAAUGGCCACUAAACAGAUUGAACAAAGGCAAGAAGAUGGGUUUACACAAGUACGGGGUGGGAGGAGAGGAACACAAACAUCUCGGGAAGUAAACGCUGGAGUUGGUGAGAUUAACGGAGGAGCUCAUAGAAGUCCUAGAGAGACCCCAAAACUGAAGGCUGCAGAGAAUAUUGUGGUGUCGAAUAAAUAUGGGAGCCUGGAGAUAGUUACGAAUAUGGAGGAAUCAAUUAAUGAGGAAGUGGCUGGUGAGGGGAAUAAGGAGAAUCAAAAUACAAAUAUUCAGCAGAAGCAGGGUAAGGGAACCUUGCUGGAGAAGGAAACAUUAAUCUUUGGAGGAAAAAAGAGUGAACUAACCAUCUCGACAGGGGUGAGGAAGGAGAGAUGGGGGGGUCAUAAUAAGAAGUUGAGCGAAGGAGUAAGAGGAAGGCCUAAGCAGUUACCUAAUAGGCCCGUUAGAGGUUUGGUUUUUGGUCCAACGAAGGGGGAGAUUAGCCUCUCAGAGUCGGGGAAGAGGUUGCGAGUGGAAAGCUCGGUUGCGGGAAGAUCGAAUGGUGAGUUCCGAGACAAUAUGGAGGUUGCCAGAGUUAUAGAAAAACCGUUGAGGUUAAGAGAUGAGGAGGUGGAGGACCAGAUGGAAAGUAAUAUCAGUGCGACGGACCAGGGAGAGGCUGAUGUACAGACGGACUUGCAAGGAGAUGGUAGGAUUCUGUCUCUUGCAUGACAGAUUGCCCCGGUAAUUCGUGGUUACCUUGAGCUUACAAGAAUGAUGAAUUGUUUAUUUUGG